This is a messenger RNA of Neltuma alba, 3956 nucleotides long. RefSeq names its product 5'-3' exoribonuclease 3. The coding region runs from base 283 to 3588 and encodes 1101 amino acids. Gene Ontology annotation, molecular function: zinc ion binding; RNA binding; 5'-3' RNA exonuclease activity. Gene Ontology annotation, cellular component: nucleus. Lineage: Eukaryota; Viridiplantae; Streptophyta; Magnoliopsida; Fabales; Fabaceae. The transcript has 23 exons. Gene Ontology annotation, biological process: nuclear-transcribed mRNA catabolic process. The record is from RefSeq and is a predicted model, not a curated record.
AACCCACACGAGAGACAAAGCUUCGCGGCUUCUCUUUAAGAAAUGGGAAUCGUUUAAAUGCGCGCGAAUUCACUGAUUCAGCAUCUAGGUUGGAAAAAUAUAGAGGUCCGUGGCGCACUCGUGCCCUCCUUCAUCGUCGUUUUCCUCCGAGGGUUACUCAAGGUCGGGCUAUAGCAGCAUAUCUUGAUACAUUAGUUGGCGGUUUAUCUUUCUGCAAAUCUCUGUUUGGUGGGUGCAUUCCGUUUAUAGUCUAAUACUAACGAACACUGCAAGGGCUUCAAGAUGGGAGUCCCGGCUUUUUAUCGUUGGUUGGCGGAGAAGUAUCCGUUAGUGGUGGUGGACGUGAUCGAGGAGGAACCUGUUGUAAUCGACGGCGUCGAAAUUCCAGUGGAUACAAGUAAGAAGAACCCUAAUGACAUCGAAUAUGAUAACCUCUACCUCGACAUGAACGGCAUCAUUCACCCCUGCUUCCACCCCGAGGAUCGGCCAUCCCCAACUACGUUUGACGAGGUGUUCGAGUGCAUGUUUGACUAUAUUGACAGGUUAUUUGUCAUGGUGCGGCCUCGGAAGUUGCUAUUUAUGGCUAUUGAUGGCGUGGCCCCGAGGGCUAAAAUGAACCAACAGCGAUCUAGACGGUUCAGAGCAGCAAAAGAUGCGGCAGAAGCAGCUGCUGAAGAAGCAAGGUUGAGAGAGGAAUUUGAGAGGGAGGGUAGAAAGCUUCCUCCCAAAGAGGAUGGACAAGUUUUUGAUUCUAAUGUUAUUACCCCAGGAACUGAAUUUAUGGCUGUUUUAUCAAUUGCACUUCAGUACUACAUUCAUCUUAGGCUGAACAGUGACCCUGGUUGGCAAAAUAUUAAGGUUAUUCUUUCUGAUGCAAAUGUUCCUGGUGAAGGGGAGCACAAGAUUAUGUCAUAUAUCAGGCUUCAGAGAAACCUGAGAGGUUAUGAUCCAAAUACACGGCAUUGCCUGUAUGGUUUGGAUGCAGAUUUGAUUAUGUUGGCUUUAGCUACCCAUGAAAUUCAUUUCUCAGUCCUAAGAGAGAUCGUAUUUACUCCUGGACAAGCCAAAUGCUUCUUAUGUGGUCAGGUGGGUCAUAUGGCUGCAGAUUGUGAAGGUAAGGGUAAAAGAAAGUCGGGAGAGUUUGAUGAAAAAGGCAGUCCUGUUGUGGCUAAGAAGCCCUUCCAGUUUCUAAACAUCUGGACUCUGAGGGAAUAUCUGGAAUAUGAGAUGAGAAUACCAAAUCUUCCAUUUGAGAUUGAUUUUGAACGCAUUGUGGAUGAUUUUAUCUUCAUGUGUUUCUUUGUUGGAAAUGAUUUUCUACCGCAUAUGCCUACCCUAGAGAUUCGUGAGGGUGCAAUAAACUUGUUGAUGGCAGUAUACAAGAAGGAGUUGAGGGCCUUGGGGGGUUAUUUAACUGAUGGAAGCAAGCCCUGCUUAAGCAGGGUGGAACGUUUUAUUCAGGCUGUUGGAUCUUAUGAAGAUAAAAUAUUCCAGAAAAGAGCUCGGUUGCAUCAGCGGCAAGCGGAAAGAAUUAAACGUGACAAGGCCCAUGCGAGAAGGGGUGAUGAUAUUGAGCCUCAAGUUCUGCCAGAGUCUCUGGUUCCAGUUUCACGGUUUCACGGUUCUCGUCUUGUUUCCUCCCCAGCUCCUCCAUAUCAACAAUCUGGGCAAUCAAAUGGCUUAAAAUCAGCUAGAAACCAUGUUGGGCAAGCCACAAAGGAAUUUUCAAAUCUUGAAAUACACAAAACUUAUCACAGCAAUAUUGAGGCUUCUGAGCGGCCUCCCAAAGUUGCUAGGUUAUCUUCAGGAGCAACUAUUGGUGCUGCUAUUGUUGAAGCUGAGAGUAGUCUUGAAAUAGAUGUUGAAGAUAACAAAGAUGAAUUGAAAUCUAAACUUAAGGAGAGGUUGCGUGAGAAAUCUGAUGUAUUCAACUCAGCUGAUCCGGAGGAGGACAAGAUUAAGUUGGGAGAACCAGGCUGGAAAGAGAGGUAUUAUGAGGAAAAAUUUUCUGCUAAAACUCCUGAGGAAGUUGAGUUGAUACGGAAAGAUGUUGUCUUGAAGUACACAGAAGGCCUAUGUUGGGUUAUGCACUAUUAUUAUGAAGGGGUUUGUUCUUGGCAGUGGUUUUAUCCUUAUCACUAUGCCCCCUUCGCAUCUGACCUGAAAGGCCUUAGUGAACUUAAUAUAAACUUUGACCUGGGGACCCCGUUCAAACCAUUUGACCAGCUUCUAGGGGUUUUUCCUGCUGCAAGUGCUCACGCUCUUCCUCAGCCAUAUAGAAAAUUGAUGACUGAUCCAAACUCACCAAUUAUUGAUUUUUAUCCGAGUGACUUCGAAGUGGACAUGAAUGGCAAGCGCUAUGCUUGGCAGGGUAUUGCAAAAUUGCCUUUUAUUGAUGAAGCACGUCUUCUUGCGGAAGUUGGGAAGAUUGAACACUUGUUAUCAGCAGAGGAAACCCGACGGAACAGUGUCAUGUUUGAAUUGCUUUUUGUCAAUUCUUGUCAUCCUCUCUCGGCAUGCAUAAACACACUUGACAACAAAUGUAGAAAUAUGUCAGACAAAGAGCGCAUUGAGGUUAAGGAACCAAUCAAUCCAAAAGAGAGGGCUGCUACAUGCAGUGGUGGAAUGAACGGUUACAUAUCACUAUGUGUUGGAGAACCUUGCCCACCAAUUUUCAGGUCGCCUGUUGCAGGCAUGGAAGAUAUUUUGGACAACCAAGUCAUAUGUGCUAUAUACAGACUACCAGAUAAGCAUAAGCACAUUACUCGGCCACCUAAAGGAGUUAAAUGUCCCAAGAAGAUCGUGACAGUUGGUGAUCUGAAACCUGAACCUGUUCUAUGGCAUGAAGAUUUUGGUCGCAGAAACCUGGGUACCGUGAGGCAUAACCCACCAGGAGCCAUUUCUGGCAAGCAGCUUGGAGAGGCUGCACAUCGACUUCUGGUUAACUCUUUACAAUUGAAGGUUGAAUCUAAUGGACAUGGACAUAUAAUUAAUGGAGAAGCUCAUCCUUAUGCUGCACCAAUGGGUCCUCCGCAAUCACUUCCCUAUCCAAUGUAUGAUUCCUACUCAGGAUAUCAUGGCGCAUCUGGAUAUAUGUCAGCUCCUCUGCCUCAAGGCCCUCUACAUCCGUCACCUUACACUCCGCCUACUCAGCAGUAUGGCUAUACUCAACCUUAUGCAGGACCAUCGAUGUACAACUCUCAUCAUCAAUCAAAUUCUUAUGGAAGAAAUAACCAUGAACGCUCUAGAUCUCAUCAUUAUGGAAGAAAUGAUCCCUCAAUGGCUCAUGGUACUGGGCAUGGCUAUCAACCAUUAGAUGCUAAUUAUAAUGCCAGGUUUGUGAAUGUACAUGGAAAUGCUCCUGCAUAUAAUGGUGCGUAUGACAAUUACCAUCAAGGUCAGCAUAGCUCAAAUUUCCACUCAAGUAGAGCACCAAGUCAACAACCAGUUCGGCAAAACUGGGUCACCCGACGUAACCCCAGGGGUCCUAGAGAAGAUGGUCACCCUCAACAGCCAGCCAAUCGAUAUUCUCAAUUAGAUAGAGGAGCGAACAGGAACCAGCAACCCCCACCUUAUUAUGGCCGCUAAUUGAUUCUUUUCUGAGGGAUAUCUACCCCCGAGAAAAGGAGUAUGUUGUAGAAUAUGUUUCCCCCCUCAUUUAGUUUUGCUCGAAUGUUGUAAUAUUAGCUUCUAUUCGUCAUUCAAAUGCUUUAGGUUAUUUCCUGGCAAUUUUUUAUUAAUAAUUUAGCAUAAGUAAAAGAAAAUUCUUUUUUUUUUUUUUAGCAUUUUUGUCAUGGCCUUUAGUUUCCUGUUAAAUAGUCCGGUCCAGGUGUUGAGCCAUGGAUUGUCAGGAUUCUCAUUUGGGGACGAAAGCAGGAAGCAUGGUUUUGAUGAGACAUGUAUAACGGGUGAUGGAUGUUUAUUUCUAAUACUUGGUGAUGGCUUUUUGCCCCUUA